UAGUUACACCUCUUUACUAUAUAUAUUCAUUUACACAUUUGGUUUAUUUUGCUAAGAAUUAUUUUGCAUUUAUUGAUUACAUUGAUAUGAAUGAACAUUUACUGAUUUGUUGCUGUUAACCUGUGUUUCCAGACAUUGGAUGGUUUAGAUUUAGAACAAUGGACAUUUAGAUGGUGGAAGUGGAAGUUGUCAGGUGAGACUUCAUGGUAUAUGAAAAAGUUUAAGUUUAUUGGUUGUUUCCCGUCAUGAGGUGAAGACUGGGUGCAGAAGAUAAGGAUGCAUUGCUUUUUUGGCGGGGGGAAAUGAGUCCAGAACUGAAAGUAAAGUAUGUGUAAACGUGUGUGAAGAAGGAUAACAGUGAGAGCAUCUCUGUUUUAGUUAGAUGGUCAAUGACUUAAUGUACCUCAUUGUCUUUUCUUUGAUCAAGCAAAGCCUUAAAAUGAACAUUCAAAUUCAUAGUAUUCAAAUAAAAACUGAUUUCUACUCAAUAUACUGAAUGUAUCAUAUAAUCCAGUGGGUCUUCCUAUAAAUCACAUGAUCUGUUAAAUCUGAAAGUGAAAAUAAAAUCCUUCAAAUACUUUUGUAACUGAGCUAUUGUUGCCAUUGCAUCAACUCUUCUUCCCUGAAGCACAUCAACUUUUCAGCACAUUUUUGUCCCAGUCAUGGGGGGUUCUUCUUCUUCACCUGUUUUAACAACUCCAUGGAAAGAAAUACCCUGGGGAAAUAAAGAUGAACUUCUGCAGUAUGUGAAGAACUUUCAACCUCAAAAUAAAGAAGUCAAAGCCGUCAGAGUUUUACUCUGUGGACCAGUCGGUGCAGGAAAGUCCAGCUUCAUCAAUUCUGUCAACAGCGUCCUGCAAGGGAGGAUGACCCAUAAAGCUCUGGCCAGCUCCACAACCUCUGAUCAGAGUUUCACCAAGGUUUAUCAAACCUAUAAAAUCAAGAAAGAAGGCAGAGGGAACUUUUAUCCCUUUGUGUUCAAUGACGUCAUGGGUCUGGAGGACGGAGAUGGAAGAGGAGUCAGAACAGACGACAUCAAACUGGCCUUGAAGGGACAUGUGAUGGAUGGAUAUAAGUUCAAUCCUUCAGCUUCUCUUUCUGAUGGUGAUCCUGGCUACAUCUCUUCCCCGUCCAUCAAUGACAGAGUUCAUGUUCUGGUUUACAUUUAUUCUGCUAAUGCAUCAGAAAUGAAGUUGUCCGUUUUACAGAAAAUUGGGGAAAUCAGAGAAGCAGCCAAAGAGCUGGGAAUCCCUCAGCUGUUGAUUCUCACCCACAUUGAUGAAGCCUGUGGUGAAACAGAAAAAAAUCUGAGAAACAUCUACAGGAACAAACAUUUAAAGAAAAAGAUGACUGACUUCAGAUCCAGUCUGAGGAUCCUAAAGAACCACAUCCUCCUAGUGAAGAACUACCGUCAUGAAAUUCAACUGGAUCCAGACGUCGACACUCUGAUACUGAACGCUCUGAGGCUGAUGAUUUACUUUGGAGGCAGCUACGCUAAAAACAGUCACGUUUCAGUUCCAGUCAUGAGGAGCGGUGCUUCAAGUUCACCUUUGGAAAAUCCAUGGAGAAAAAUAUCCUGGGAAAACAAAGAUGAACUUCUGCAGUACAUGAAGAAUUUUCAACCUCAAAAUGAAGAAGUCAAAGCCAUCAGAGUUCUGCUGUACAGCCCAGUCGGUGCCGGAAAGUCCAGCUUCAUCAACUCUGUCAACAACGUCCUGCAAGGGAGAAUGACCAAUGAUGCUCUGGUCAACAACAUAGCCGCUGAUCACAGUUUCACCAAGAAGUAUCAAACCUAUAAAAUCAAGAAAGAAAAGGGAAACUUUUAUCCUUUUGUGUUCAAUGACAUCAUGGGUCUGGAGGACGGUGAUGGAAAAGGAGUCAGAACAGACGACCUCAAACUGGCUAUGAAGGGUCAUAUGAAGGAUGGAUAUAAGUUUAAUCCUUCAUCUCCCCUUUCUGAUGGUGAUCCUGGCUACAUCUCUUCCCCGUCCAUCAGUGACAGAGUUCAUGUUCUGGUCUGCAUUUAUUCUGCUAAUGCAUCAGAAAUGAGGUCAUCAGUUUUACAGAAAAUGAAGGAAAUCAGAGAAGCAGCCAGUGAUCUGGGAAUCCCUCAGCUGGCAAUUCUCACCCACAUUGAUGCAGCCUGUAGGGAAACAGAAACAAAUAUCAGAAACGUCUACAGGAGCAAAUAUUUAAAGAAAAAGAUGACUGACUUCAGCCCCCAUCUGGGGAUCCCAAUGAACUGCAUCCUCCCAGUGAAGAACUACAGUCAUGAAAUUCAACUGAAUCCAGACAUCGACGCUCUGAUUCUGAGUGCGUUGAGGCUGAUGAUUGACUUUGGAGACGACUACGCCAACAAAUUGUGAAGCCACGGCACAAAAUGUUAUCCAGUCAAUAGUGUCUGUUUAAAGUAAACUUUUAUUUUUCUUUAAGUUGGUUUAAUUUAAAACUCCAAUCAGGUGUAAACACCAGAGAAAUGGCAAAAGACAGCAAAAAUACACUAUAAUACCUAAUUCAUUUCUCCUUAUUUAAAAAGUAUAUACAAACUCAUUGCCUCAAAAUUGUUUAGUUUUCAUUAAAUUCACUGAGUAACACCGACAUUUCUAUUUUAGUGAGUUUAACUUAAGUUCACAUAAUAAAUCAGUUUGUUGCUUAACUUAAACAGCACCCAAAGCUUUUUUUUGUUGUUGUUUUUGCAUAUUUAGAUAAAUGUAUGAAACAUAAAUGUCCUAUUGAAAACAAAUUUACUAACUCAAAACUAUGUAUAUAAAAAGAACUUUACUUUAUUGAAACAGUUCUUGGCUCAUGUGUUUUGUUUGUUUGUUUAUUUGCAUCAUAAAACACAAAGUCACAGAACACAGUCAACGAUCGAA
Messenger RNA from Poecilia latipinna (sailfin molly), 2873 nucleotides. RefSeq names its product interferon-induced protein 44-like. The transcript has 15 exons. Lineage: Eukaryota; Metazoa; Chordata; Actinopteri; Cyprinodontiformes; Poeciliidae. The coding region runs from base 663 to 2366 and encodes 567 amino acids. Gene Ontology annotation, biological process: immune response. The record is from RefSeq and is a predicted model, not a curated record.